GACUAUACAGCUCUCACCCUGCCCACUUCUUGCUCAGUACAAGUCUAACUUCAGCAGGGAGUGCACUGCACUCUUGGAUUACACAUAUCCAUCACAGAAGGAGUACAGUUUGUCUUCAGAGCAGCACAAAGCCCCACAGACCACAGCAGCAUGGGGAGCAGCAUGUCAUGUGUCCCCCAGCACAACUUCAGAUUCUCCAGCAAGAGUUUCAUACGCAGAAACAGCAGUCGCCUGUUUCGCAAGAAGAAUCCCCAAGAGGGACAGGAGAAGUCCAACAGCAUCAUCAAUAUCUUGUGCACUGUCACCCCCAGGAAGGAAAUGUCUCAUAAAGAUCUGCAGACAAUAAACAACAUAAAAUGGGAUCCUCCGUUUCCUUAUGACCCAGCCAGUGGCUGGAAGAAGAGUAGCAUCAAUGUGAAGAAUUACGGACGGAUGAUUCACAGCUCCAAAGUUCGUUUCCGUUUCCUCCACUGCCAGGAUGUACAUGAUUGCUACCUGGAUCUCUUCCAGACACACCUUCAUUUUGUCUCCAACAACACAACCGGAUUGACAUACCAGGGAACUCUUCCACUGAAAGAACUCACCAUCUUCAACCUGCAACAGAACUGCAACCACAGCCAACCCCAGGAAUUCGCCUUUCAAAUAAAUGGUGUCAGCCUUAACCCCAUCAUCGUCUACUGUGCCAACCAAGAAGAAAUGGACCUAUGGUUUGAUCUGCUCAAAGAAAAUAUCGAGGCCAAUGGAGGCACUGCAAUUGCACCCGAAAACUACACCAGAAUCAAACUAAACCAGGAUGAGACACCUGAGGCCAGAGAGGAGCUGAGGAACUCUAUCAACAGAGAGCACAUCUAUGAGUGGGAGGGCUCUCAGCGGGACAGCCUGGGCCCCAUCACCUAUGUCACUAAAGUCCGACUGCAGCACCUGCCCUGUCAGGAACAGAGUGACAGACUACUCGUAAUGUACCCAUCAACGCUGAUCAUCCUAUCAGAGGAGAAUGAUGGACUCUUCUAUAAGGGGAAACUUCCACUUAACAUGAUUACUGUGACCACACCCUGCCAAGACGUCAAGCCCAACACCUUUAUGAUUGAAGGGAAGCUGAUCAACCCCAUAGUGGUGUCAUGUCUGGAUAGGGCCGAGUUCUGUGACUGGAUCCAGCAUUUCAAAGCUGCUGAUGUACCCGUUCUCAGCCCCCCACCCCCUGUGUAUGACAUCAUCUACACCCCGACGCACAGAGAGGCUCCACAGUUUGACAGGUGGAGUGGAAACAGCCAAGGACGAACUGAGUCUCUUAAGUUCAGCCAGUCACAGAGUGGACGUGGGUCCCACAACCUUCAGUUACCCAUUCAUGAAGACAACCCUCUCUCCCCAGGAUACUCUGAACCCCUCUGUUACAGCUCCAGUCGUCCCUCCUCGACUGAGACUUCCCGUCUGGGCAGCAGAACCAACAGCGUGUCUUCCCACACCAGGCUCGAGCGAGACCUACGACCUGUGUCACUGCGCUACUCAUCCCCCCAGCGCAGCUCCAACCUCCCGCCUGCUGAGAGCUCAGUGCUGUCUCAGCUCUACAGCACACCCUACUCUGCCCUGCAUCGUGCCAGCCCACAGCAGCAGGAGAAAGCCCCACUUGUCAAGUCUAACAGCUGGAGCACCCCUCAGACGUCCCUGAACUACUCCCUGAACGCCCCCCAGCGCCACUCGGACAUGUGCGCCCCCCGACAACCUUUGUCGCCCCUGUACGAUGAGCCCUGCAGUCCCGAAAUCUACUCCCUGAAUGAGGCCAGGCCAGUGCAGCAGAGCUGGCAAGAGCCGAUUCAGCACCACCAGCAGCAGCAGCAGCAGGGCCCCCAGCUCCUACCCUCCUCCUUCCAGCUCCGCACCCCUCCUAUGGGCAGGCGCUGCAGGAGAAGCCUGGUCCUGACCAACUCCCAGGGACAGGCUCUGGGCCUGGAGAUGGAGACUCCUAUAAGCCAAGAAGAGCAAAGAGCAGAGGCCGUGUCAAGGCUAAAGCUGCUGCCUGCGCCUGGCCAAGUGCAAGAGCAGAUUCUCCUCCCAUCGUGCUCUGUGAGGAACACCUCUCAGAUGCCUUACGGUUACUCACCAGAUCACCACUCGUACCUUGAACCCACAGAACCAGAUGACCAGGAAAUGGACUAUGACAACAUUUGGGAGUACGACUGUGAUACUGGAAUGAUUCAGCCAACGUCUGGAAUUUCGACACACUGGACAGGAUUAGACAUUGGGGCCAGAGGCCUUAGUGCCAUGGCAACCCAGCAGAGAUGGUCAUAAAACAAAACAAUAGCCCGGCACUCGUCUGGACGUGUGCAAACAACAGAUCUCUAUCAGAGGGAUAAUAAAAGCCAACUAGCAUAGCCAGUGUUGCUCCUGCUGCAUACAGUAUGAACCAACAAAUCACAUGAACUGCACUGUUAGAUGUUGGGUAGUCAAGCAGAGGAAUGAUGAGUGCAGGUAUAAAGAGGAACGGGCUAAAAACAAAACAUUAUGAUAGUGAUAACAGACAGACUUCAAUUGUCUCUUUGAUAUGUAGCAUUCAAGAAAGAAGACAGCAGAGUGUAUAUACUGUGUAGCUUAAUGUUAUUUUUUUUAAAUGUAUUAUAUAAUUGCACUAAAGGUUUCAUAUGUAGUGCAAGAACCUCCAGUUUUUUAAUAUUUAAAGUAUUUUCUAACAUGCUGUCCAGUUUACUUAUUGUGAUAUUUUUGUUUCGUUUCUGAUUAAAGCUAUAAAAGCAUUCCAUCAGGGCUUGUUAUAGUAAAGGCUGUAUAUUUUUGUAAAUGUUGUAGAUUUAUUAUUUUAUUACACUACAUUAUCAGGGCAAAUAGAUGUGGCUUCCUGCCUUAAAGGCGCUAAUAUUACUAUUACCUGUGUGGCUUCCUUUUUUCAUUUUUGUUUGAGGUGUUUAUUUAUAUUUGGAAAUAAAACUGGAAAAAAUAAUUA
Siniperca chuatsi (mandarin fish) is the source of this 2953-nucleotide messenger RNA. RefSeq names its product pleckstrin homology domain containing, family N member 1 (gene plekhn1). The record is from RefSeq and is a predicted model, not a curated record. Gene Ontology annotation, cellular component: mitochondrial membrane; cytoskeleton. The transcript has 16 exons. NCBI's taxonomy places the organism in Eukaryota, Metazoa, Chordata, Actinopteri, Centrarchiformes, Sinipercidae. Bases 151 to 2286 code for a protein of 711 amino acids. Gene Ontology annotation, molecular function: phosphatidylinositol phosphate binding; phosphatidylserine binding; phosphatidic acid binding. Gene Ontology annotation, biological process: response to hypoxia; 3'-UTR-mediated mRNA destabilization; positive regulation of apoptotic process.